AUGGUUCUCAAGCGUCGCCGGAGCGAGCGUGCCCACGCCGAUCGCCUCUACAGAUGCGACAGCUCGAAGCGCAUCGCCCGCAACAAAUCGGCGGCGCUGGAGACCAUCAACGGGUUCUACGCGGCGGCGCUGGACAGGCUGCCGCUGGACGAGAUGCCGGCGCUGGCCCCGCGCCUCCUCAAGGCUGGUCUCUGCGUCGGCUUCGCCGACCCCGUCUCCAACAUCAUCGUCAACACCGUCUCCUCCUACGGCCGCCGCAAGCCCGCGGUCGCGGCGCCGUCGUCCACGCCCGACGACGGCGAGAAGGAGAAGAAGAAGGCGAGAAAGCGGCGACGGGAGGCGCUCUCCCGGGCGGUCUCCGGCACCGGGAAGGCCAAGCGCUGGCCGCCGCCCCGCCGCCUCCUCCGCGACAUGCCCAUCGCCGAGCGGUCGCUCAGGGCGCUCGUCGCGUUCCUCACCUGCUACUUCCCCCGCCUCCCCGCCUGCGAGGCGCUCGAGUAUCUCUGCCUGGCCAACGCCGACCUUCUCUCUGCCGUGCGGCUCGUCGAGGAGGACCGCAACUCCAGCGGCAGCUUCAGCUUCGCGUCCCGGACCACCAAGACGGCCCUCAAAUGCGCCGCCUUGGCUGCCUGCCACCCCAUGCCCAGGGCCCUCGUCAACAGGUCCUACUCGCUCGCCUCUCGGAUGGAGCAACUGUCCCAGCUCCUGGCGACCGAAGGCGGCUGCCUCUCCUGCAACGCCAUUGACAGCAUCCACGCAUUGCUGAACAAGCCCCGGCAGAAGCUUGAAGACCUCGCCGGAGUAACACCGACACAGUUCCAUCUGGAGCUGAACAGGCCGCCGCCGUUCGUUCCUACAAAAGCUCUGCGGAGCACCCUGCUCCGCAAGAUCUACGGAUUCUACCUCAAGGCACUCGCGUUGCUGCCGACGGACGGCCUGCGCACGCACCACCACCGGGGCCUCCUCAAGGCUGGCCACUGCUACGGGCCAUUGACGGAUCCCGUCUCCAACAUUGUGCUCAACACUCUCUGGUACAGCACGACGUUCCCGCCGGCAGGAGGGCCCUCUCAGGCCACCAUGAUCUGCUCACGCAGCCUUGUUCUUGUCGCAUACCGCUCCCUUCGUGGCCUUGUUGCUUACAUCCGCGCUUACUUUCGCACGAUGUCUGAACACCAAGCCAUGCAUUGUCUGCUCUUCACAGAGGUCAAUCUCUGGGGAGCAAUGGAAAUGGCAAGGCAACAGGGACACACCGAGGGAACUAUGUUGAGUCAGUACAGCGCCUACAAGGCUGCAGCCACCGCAGCGCAGCACCCAGAACCUGAUGCCGUUGCAGAGUUUUUCAUGUCAUCCUUUCCCAUGAUGCCUCUACCCAUGGAGGAUGGAGAGACAUUCGUAUUGGAUGUGGAUCGCAUCCAGCAGCUGCUGUCUGAAUACUGUACCGCUCUCGAUGAUUCAGUCCGGAGUACAGUUCCUGUGCUUUCAGAGGGGGGAUCCAAGUUCCUCUCGUGCAUUCUGAGAGAUUUCCACGAAGAGGAACGCUUUGUCUGUACGAAGGUCAAUGCCAUGCUGAAGAAAUACACGCAGCGAACUGGGGGACCUGAAUAUGAGCUUCAUGUCAUCUGUGGCUUGAACUCAAACGUAGGCAAAGCUUUUGUUUGGGGCCUCCAUUACGGCCCCUUGCUUUCUUGGCGCCCAAAGAAAACUCAGCAUUCUCACAUCAACUUCUUGGCAAGGCCGAGAGAUUUGCAUUCUUCUGACACGGUUCCUAUACUUUUCUUUGCUGAGUGCUCCAAUGAUGAAGAUGCCGUUGAUGAGCCGUCAUGUUGGCCGGUCACAGGACAUCCUGGCCGUUGUUAUUACUGUGAGAGAGAAGGUGCAAAGAUUGUACAUCCAGAUCUAGAGAAGUAUAUUGGGCGUGACACCGACUUUGAGCGUAUGGCUCGCGGUGACCGCAGUAGCACGACCACUGAAGAUUCUAUCAGUGAUGGCGAGUUUAUAAUUGAUUCUGCUGUAGACAUAUGUGAGGAGGAUUGCAUCUAUUUUGAUGCCGGUAGGGACGCCAAGUUUGCAGAGUUCUUGAAUUCCCGUGGUAGGACUAUGCAGGGUCCCAGACUCAUUUAG
Triticum turgidum subsp. durum (durum wheat) is the source of this 2121-nucleotide messenger RNA. The record is from the annotation of a GenBank genome assembly. NCBI's taxonomy places the organism in Eukaryota, Viridiplantae, Streptophyta, Magnoliopsida, Poales, Poaceae.